Molecule: messenger RNA, 6097 nt
Organism: Oncorhynchus masou masou (cherry salmon)
Lineage: Eukaryota; Metazoa; Chordata; Actinopteri; Salmoniformes; Salmonidae
Product: divergent protein kinase domain 1B-like
Exons: 7
Coding region: 588-1889 (433 amino acids)
Source: RefSeq, a predicted model, not a curated record
ACAUGAAUCGCUACAACAGCGCUGUAACGAACGAGGUUUGGUCGGUGGAGUCGGAAGGUGUAGCUUAAAAGAAAGCUACUGUAUUUGGAAAACAGGUUAUCUAACGUUAUACAUUAUUUGUUGAAAUAGAGGAUCAGGACAGGAUUUUUCUGCUGUCCUAAUCGAUUGCGCCUCGGCAGCUGAAAACGUGUGCCCAGAAUGUCAUUCUGCAUGAUCUGAACGAAAUAUCGCUGCACUUCGUAUUUUUCCCCAAGGACGGGUGAACGCUUUGGAUCGGGUUUUAUUUUCUGCAAAAAUGAUGGCGUUCUUGUUAAAUAGGAUUAUGAAACGAUGUCCUCUGUCUCGCUGACCUGACUCAUCGCCGUCGCUCUGGACUGUUUAUGAUUUUGUUUUUAAUUUUCACAAAAGAUCUUUGCCCCUCAUGCAAAUAUCGCACGACAAAUGCGCACAAUACUGAAUGCUAUGGGGUUGAACGAGUGAUGUCAGUUUAUUGUGCUAAAACGGAAAAUGCUGGUCUCAAGGAUGUGACUCGACGGGAAUACGGUUCAGUGAUUUGCCAUUCCAGCCCGAGCGCGUCCUAAUCGCUCAUGAUGCACAGAGGUUUACGGAGACUCGUGCACCUGGUGCUGUUUUGCCCUCUGUCGAAGGGGCUGCAGAGUCGUCUCCCGGUGUUAAAGGUGAAGUACCUGCUGCUGGCCUGGUUGGGUAUCCUGGUGGCCAGCUGGGUCCUCUACAUGCAGUAUGCCUCCUACUCCGAGCUCUGCCGAGGACAUGUCUGCCACAUGGUCAUUUGUGACCACUACAGAAGCGGCAUUGUCUCAGGGUCGUCCUGCAAGGCCCUAUGUGAGGAAAGGACUCUGACCCUGCAGCGAUGCAUGUCCACCUCCUCCACACAUCAGGUGUACAGUGGUGUGUGGAAGGAGAGGCCUGUGGUCAUUAAGUGUGGUCUGGAGGAGCCUCUGAAGGGAGACGGUGCUCCUGACUCUGUACUGAGACAGGAAAUGACCCUGUUUGACAAGCCCACCCGCGGGACCUCCAUGGACGAGUUCAGAGAGAUGCUGCACAGCUUUCUGAAGUCUAACCUAGGGGAGCAGCCCUCUCUCACCACCUUGGUAGGGCGUGUCAUCACCCUGGCUGACGUCAACAAGGACGGCAAGGUGUCCCUGGCCGAGGCCAAGUCUGUGUGGGCUCUCCUCCAGAUUAACGAGUUCUUGCUGAUGGUGGCUCUGCAGGAGAAGGAGCAUACCCCUAAACUGUUGGGCUUCUGCGGGGACCUGUACGUUACUGAGCGCGUGAGCCACAGCUCCCUCUACAGGCUGGAGGUCCCCAGCUACCUGCAAGCAUUAGUCCCGGAGGCCCUAAGCUCCAGCAUGAACCAAUGGCUGGCCCCGGCGUGGCCCCGGAGGGCCCGCAUCACCAUCGGCCUGCUGGAGUUCAUAGAAGAGGUGUUCCACGGGGCAUAUGGCAGCUUCCUGAUGUGUGAUGCCAGCCCGCGCCAUGUGGGCUACAACUUCAAGUAUGACUGCAAGAUGGCCGACCUGCGCAGUGUGGCGUCUGAGACGGCGGUCCGCGGGUUCCUGCGGGGGCGUCACUGCGAGACCAACGCUGACUGCACCUUCGGGAGUGACUGCACGGCCACCUGCGAUCGGUUGGUGAAGCAGUGUAACACGGAAGUGGUCCAGCCCAACCUGGCCAAGGUGUGUGUGCUGCUACAAGACUACCUGCUGUUCGGGGUGCCCCAGGACCUCCGUACAGACCUGGAGAAGCAGCUCAGCACCUGUGUGACGCUCAGCAGCCUGGCCAGCCAGAUGGAGGUGCACCACUCACUGGUCCUCAACAACCUCAAGACCCUGCUGUGGAAGACCAUCUCCAACACACAGUACUCCUGAGGACCACAGAGAUACUAGGAUCCUGCCUCAGACCUGGGUCAUAUUCAUUAGAGAACUUGACUCGGGUAGACUUAACAUUAAUUUGUGGAUGUCCAUCUAUUUCAUGUUACAAAUUUCAGUUUGAGUCCAAUGUUAGCCAGGUGGCAGUUAUGCUAAGUAUUUGGAAAUUAGCAUUAUACGCACACCCAGCCACCUUUUCUUGCCUGGCGUGUCCUAGAUUUGUUACAUCUAGUCAGGAACGCUGCGCUCCUGAGGGGCGCAGCAUGUGCUGGAGGGAGGGGAGGUCACUAGGCAACCUGGUUGGAGUCCCAUAGGGCAGUGCACAAUUGGCCCGUGUCGGCUGUCAUUGUACAUAAGAAUUUAUAUAAAGCUAAUUUGACUUAAUGUUGAUAGUGUGCCCUGAUGAAUACAACCCUGAAGUUCCCCCAAUAGAACUUCAACCAGGGCAAAACUACAGGACCUGCCGAUAAGGGAAGCAUGUCCAAACUCGAGGUACUUGUACUUUUCUUAAAGCCAUGCUGAAAACUUAAAUUGGAAGGUUGAUGUAUGCUCUGGGCCUUGCAAUGAUAAUUUAACUACUCUACUUUUAAGAGAAGUCGUACUGAAUUAAACUAGUGCCAUGAAAAUAUCUGAUGUAACUGUAUGGUGAGUUUAUACAUUUCCUAUCUGGAAUGAGACAUUCAGACAGCUAGGGCAUAAAGGAUUUCUCAUGGGGAGAUCCCGUAACCAAUCUCAUGACCAUAUCUGGAACAAGUAGACUGCACUCUAAACAAUGGCCAAUAUACAGCCACUUAUGGGGAACUUUGAAAGCCAUCCUGUUAAAUGUAGUUUAUUUGUAAUGACAAUUACACGAACAUUUAAUUUUCCCUCUAAACAUGUUCAAUGCAGUAAGUGGAGAAGUGCUACAUGUCCCAUGUAAAAAAAAAAAAAAAAAGUUAAGUUCCUUGCACAGAACAAUAUUCCCAGGUAAGAAGUUAGGUUAUAGGACUUUAUCAUUUGACUAUUGAUGUUCUUAGAGGCACUUUGCCAGUGUAACAGCAUCUAUUCCACCCCUACCUGGGCUCAUACCAGGAACACAGCCACCCUCGAUGUAGCGUUACCCAUUGCUUCGCAGAGCAAGGGUUUCAGAGUGACUUCAACUAUUGAAUCACUAGCUCGAACUGUUGCAAAUACCCUGAGUGCAAUAAACGCAAGUGACAAGUUGUCUAUCACGAAUUUCUUUUAACUAGAUAUGAGGGUUAAAAGUGCAUUGAUAUCUGUAGGUAGGUAUGAUUGUGCUCAUUUUCACAAAUGCGCUUUUAAACUUCAAAGGGAUGAUUUCUUCUUAACAAAAGUCUUAAGUCAGGGUAUAUGCAGCAGUUGAACUGUGAAGAGAAGUGACAAUUUCCUUAGUUAAGUCAUGUUUGCAGGCAAUAUCAACCAAAUAUUGAUGUUUAAAAAUACACACUUGUAUGGAUUUAAGUGUUUACGGUUAAGUAUACAUUAGUGCAACAGUGCUUUUCACAAAUACACUUAAUCACCCAUUUGGCAAAGUAGGCUAAAAUGCAAUGAUAAAUUAACAGGCAACGCAGGACAAGCUGGAAAUAACCAAUGUGUAGUUAACUAGUGACAAUGUUACGACUUAUAAAACAGAUGCGUUUAAUGCUAGCUCCUUGCUGCAAUCGCAUCGGCCAUGAUCGGUGUCCAAAAAUGCCAAUUGUUAUGAAAACUUGACGUCUGCUAUUCCGAUUAAUCUGCCGACUUUUAAUCCUUUUACCAUUGUGUAGUUUGUCCAUCCAUUCCAGACCUGUGACUUCACACUGGUUUGUCAAUUCAGUAAAUUCACACAUCAACAUUCAGUUCUGUAGUUGUCACUGAAAGGCAUCUGAAGAAAACAGCUUAAAAAAACAAAAAAGCUGAGAUCAGCUUGAGUUUAUUGGAAUUAUUUUGAAAGCAAUACAUUUAUUCAAAUCAAACAGGGCAAGUACAUUGAGCUAAUUUCACCUAGGUCACACCGAGUGAAGGGUUUGUGUGAUAACCAGGUUCAAACUUGAACUGAGCUCGCUGUGAUUAACGGCAUCAUAGUGGCAGCUGUAUACUCAGACGGCACCCUAGUCUCGGACCGGCAACUGAACAAUCUGCUUUCUUUCUUCUAAGGCACAACCCAUUACUGCCACCUUUCAUCUUCAACUGAAACAGUCCAAUCUUCAGCACCUGUCCCACCUAUCAAUGAAUCAGGAAAUUGGUGAGAAUUAAAAAAAACCUAGCAACCCCUUUAAAAAAGUGACCAAGUCAUAAAACCUCAGGUUAGUUGAAUCAACCAAGUAUUGGCCCAAUGGAAAUUACCAGUCAGUAAUAAGUGGUUUUUGGCAAAACAAGCUAAACUACUGAGGGAGCUUAAAAUCAAGCACAGCCACCUGUUCAAGCACUAUAAGAUAACAUUUGUCUGCUGGUCUAAAAUGGGUCCCAAUAUCGGCGCCAUAGUCACGCAAAGUACCCACUGUUCUGGGUCCUUGGCGUAGACAUAGCCCUGUUUUACUCUCUGCCCCUCAUGACACAGGCUCAACACAUAGUCGGACUGCAACACCUCAAGGGACAGAUUUCGAUGAGACCAAUAUACAUUUAGCCAGUGCGUAACCAAAUGAGGCAGACUUACAAUGACCUGUGGCUCCAUGUCAACCCCACACUGCCAGACUCUGAAAAUAAAGAUGUAAGUUUGAAGCACAACAUAUCAAGGCAACAGCAUACACAUUAAGUAGUGGGUCCAAAUACAUUGAUGCUCGUUCUUGAGUAUUGCACCAGACGUGCAUGAUUAAUAGGUUAGGACACUCUGCCCUCCUGGCGAGGGUCUGGGUACCUGGGACUGUGCCGUACCUGCUUCCCACUAAAGCAGACAGUCAAGGGCGGCAGGGUAGCCUAGUGGUUAGAGUGUUGGACUAGUAACCGGAAGGUUGCAAGUUCAAACCCCCGAGCGGACAAGGUACAAAUCUGUCGUUCUGCCCCUGAACAGGCAGUUAACCCAGAGUUUCUAGGCCGUCAUUGAAAAUAAGAAUAUGUUCUUAACUCACUUGCCUGGUUAAAUAAAGGUAAAAUAAAAUUAAGUCAUUGUGGGUCAGUUUGUCAUGCAAUUGGAGCCACAAGUACAUCAAGUGGUAGGAAACACCAUUAAUAUACAUGUGCUGAAAAACAAACCUAUUAAACAUUGGUGCCUACAUGGAUUCUCCAGUGAAAGAGCUUUGGUCCAUGAGUAGGUUUAAUCUAUACCGAACUAAUUUAAAAUUUUCAGAGUUAAGUCACAAGGAAAUCAGGCUAUGGUACUAAAUCCAGUAGACCCUAAUCUAUAGAUUUCACAUGACAGUGAACAGAUUUUGGUAACAGAUAGGCUCGUGCAACAACCAUUUACCUCAUGCAUCACAUCUCCUUUGCAUAGAGUUGAUCAGAUGAUCAAGUGUGGCCUGUUCCACUUAAAAUGGCUGUGUGAAGUUGGAUAUUGCAGGAACAUGCCAUCAUACAAAGCAUCAUAAACAUGCUUGGUGUAUGGAAGAAACGGAACAUUUCAGCUCACAGGAAUUGUGUACCGAUCAUUGCAACAUAGGGCCAUGCAUUAGCGCUGAAACACGAGGUGAGAGAUGGCGGCAGGAUCUCAUCCCAGAACACGUGAUCGACGGCAAUUUGUAUGUAGUUGUCCAUAGCUUAUGCCUGCCCAUAUCGUAACACAACUGCCACCAUAGGGCACUCUUCGCAACUUUGACAUCAGCAAACCACGCACCCACAAAACUGGACACUGCAUGCUAUCUACCCGGUACAGUUGAAACUGGGAUACACCUGUGAAGGGCACACUCCGUCUCCUCGCGUUCCAACUCCUCCAGCAACGGUGAGCAUAGUAAAGACAAGUGUCCUGAGACUGUUUGACAGUUAGUGCAGAAAUUAAUGUUGAGCAAACCCAGUUUCAGCUGUCCGGGUAGCGGUCUCAGAUCCUAUAGGUGAAAAUAUGGAAGUCCUGACAAAUUCUAAAAUGUUGGGAGGCUGCUUAUGGUAGAGAAAUUAAUAUCCAAAUCUGGCACAACAGCUCUGGUUGACAUUCCUGCAGUCGGCAUGCUAAUUGCGCUCCCCCAACUUGGAGAGAUCUGUGGCAUUGUGUUGACAAAACGGCAUAUUUUAAUUUUUCACAGCACAAGGUGUACCUGUGUAACGAUCAUGCUGUUUAAUAAAGAAGCUUAUGUAACAGG